AUGGCAUUUUGCGAAAGCGAGGUUCGGGCCAACCUCACCUACGGAAGCCUCAUGGGAGUCGAGGGGCUUUCGCAACAGGAGGUCUUUCUACGGCUUCCGGUCAAGGAUAUAAUCGUCGGCGAACCGGGUUCGAGCCUUAUACUCAUCGAUAUAGGCAUUGCACAUAAGCAGUUGUCGUUGUCUGUAUUUGAGAACCCACCUGAUUGCAGUGCUGAAAGCAGCCUUGACAAAAUUUCGGUCGUCAGGUAUGCUGCCGACGGGGAGAUUGUCGAUCGCCGUUCGGACGUGAGUUCUCCGGUCGAAGCUCCAGCUUUUUCAGAAAGUCGGCGUCGGCGAGCGGCUCCGGCCGUCCCAGCGACUUUGUUUGGAGUGGUCAAAAGUGAGCGUGGGUGUGUGUAUGUGUGGCGUGGUCUGUGUGUGUCUGUGUGA
Molecule: messenger RNA, 429 nt
Organism: Striga hermonthica
Lineage: Eukaryota; Viridiplantae; Streptophyta; Magnoliopsida; Lamiales; Orobanchaceae
Source: the annotation of a GenBank genome assembly